UACCCGCCAGAGCCCGCGCGAACAGAAGGCAAAAGCUUUUCGGGUUGCAUUUCGGAGCGGAAGGAUGGCUUCGCUCGCUUCUUUCUCCAGGAUGGGGGCACGGGUGGCUUCCGCCGCUGCCCGUACUGCGCCCCGCACGGCGAAGCAGGCUGUGCAGGCGAGCGCCGCGCGGAGCUUCUCCGUGGCUAGCCAGGUGAUCGAGCUCUCGAGCUACCUCGAGAAGCGCAUCGCCAGCACGGCGACGGACGCCAACAAGGCGGUGUCCGAGUACAACGAGAUCGGAAAGGUCGUGACCGUCGGUGACGGUAUCGCGCGCGUCUACGGGCUCAACAACGUGCAGGCCGGGGAGAUGGUCAUCUUCGACUGCGGGCUUCGGGGCAUGGCCCUCAACCUGGAGGAGAGCAACGUGGGUGUCGUUAUCUUCGGCGACGACAGGGAGAUCCUAGAGGGCGGCACCGUCAAGCGCACCGGGGCCAUCGUGGACGUGCCCGUGGGGCCCGAGUGCCUCGGCAGAGUACUCGACGGCCUCGGCGUGCCUAUCGACGGCGCGGGGCCCCUCACCACCAAGACGCGCUCGCGUGCGGAAGUGAAGGCCCCCGGCAUCAUCCCCCGCAAGUCCGUUCACGAGCCCGUCCAGACUGGCCUGAAGGCCGUGGACGCCCUGAUCCCGAUCGGGCGCGGGCAGCGUGAGCUGGUGAUCGGUGACCGACAGACGGGUAAGACGGCCAUCUGCAUCGACACGAUCAUCAACCAGAAGACCAAGGGCGACGACUUGCUCUACUGCGUGUACGUGGGUGUCGGACAGAAGCGGUCGACCAUCGCCCAGCUCGUGGGUUUGCUCUCUGAGCAGGAUGCCAUGGGGCACUGCGUGGUGGUGGCCGCUACCGCCUCCGACUCCGCCCCCCUUCAGUUCCUCGCGCCUUACUCCGGAGCCGCGAUCGGAGAGUACUUCCGCGACAACGGGAAGCACGCCGUCAUCUUCUACGAUGACCUUUCCAAGCAGGCCGUCGCCUACCGUCAGAUGUCUCUGCUAUUGCGCCGUCCCCCCGGCCGUGAAGCCUACCCGGGAGACGUGUUCUACCUACACUCCCGUCUGCUCGAGCGCGCGGCCAAGCUCGGCGACGCCUCCGGCAACGGUUCGCUGACCGCCCUGCCCAUCAUCGAGACCCAGGCCGGUGACGUUUCGGCGUACAUCCCCACCAACGUUAUCAGUAUCACGGACGGACAGAUCUUCCUCGAGUCCGAGCUGUUCUACCAGGGCCAGCGCCCCGCAAUCUCUGUGGGUCUCUCCGUGUCCCGCGUGGGGUCCGCCGCACAGCGCAAGUGCAUGAAGCAGGUGGCCGGUACCAUGAAGCUGGAGCUCGCGCAGUACCGUGAGGUCGCUGCGUUCGCCAAGUUCGGAUCUGACCUGGACGCCUCUACCCAGCAGCAGCUUAACCGGGGGGUGCGGCUGUACGAGUUGCUGAAGCAGGACCAGUACGUGCCGCUCGAGGUUGAGGAGCAGGUGGUGAUCCUGUUCGCGGGCGUGAAAGGCUUCAUCGAUCGCGUGGAUGUGAACAAGGUUACCGCUUACGAGAAGGCGUGGCUGGCCCACAUCAAGGCGUCUCACUCGUCGGACAUCUUGGAAGGCAUCAAGAAGGACAACUACGAGCUCACCGACGACAUGCAGCAGAAGCUCGCCAGCGUCUGCGACGAGUUUACCACCUCCUUCACCAGCUAAACGCUGCAGGCGCUAGCGACAUGAGAGGGAAAGGACAGGCAGCGAUUUUGGCGUUUAGUAGUGUACCGUGGAGCUGCCGUAGCCGUCUGGCUGAAGAGCGAUGUUGACGUUGGCGAUGGUUGCGGCGUCAACCGGAUCGGCUGGAGGGGAGAACUAGCAGAACUUAAGUAGCGGCUUGUGGUUGUUUGUCCUUCGUGCCGCCUGUGGACAUGACGAAGCAUCUCCAUCCUUUCACUGGGACAGAUUGGUGUUUGGUGUUUCUGCUAGUUCACUGCUAGGUUAGCGGGAUUCGUUGGAGGGUGCCCCAACGCAGACAUGAUCAAAUAAGGAACUCCAUCCGUUAAUAGGGACAGGAUGGUGUUUCUUGGUGGUUAACGAGACUGUGGGGGGGGCUUGCGACCCUGACUUGGAAAGUAAAACAGUGCGGAACCACUGCUGUGCCGCGGCGGAAAUAUUGUGGCCGAUUGGUCCUUCGUGCUCCGUGGGGGCAGGCAACAGCCAGCAGCACGUUUCAAGACGUUAAUCACACAUUCUCGGUAGUUUUGGUGUGACCAUGAAGGUUGUGGCCCCGCACGUUCAUUACCACGUUAACUCUUGUAUCGCGUCUCGUGUGUGUAUGCAUUGGCGUUCUACCGCUGUUCUUUUUCUCCUCAAGCUAAGAUUUGUUCCUGAGCACCUACCCGAUAUCGUGCGAAUGUCGUCGAGAAUUCCACCGCCCUUGAUUUUGAGGAAAUACACACAAGGCGUUGACGUGGGGAGAUCAAUAGUCGGAUUUGAUUCGAUGGCAGCUAUCUUGCCGCCAUGAGAUCAUGUAAGGUUGAAGCUUAAAAGAACUGCCUCGGCGACUCGUCACAGUGGGAAAGGGUGAAUGAACUGUGCUAAUGUGACGUGCUUGACCACUCACCCCAUGACUCCAACACCCACCUUGUAUAUCCCGGCAGAUUCUUAUUUCUUUGCGACAGCAACGAUCCACGUGUGGUCCUUGCGGAGAAACAUUUCGAACGGAAAAGGUACUUGUACUGUACACU
This is a messenger RNA of Ectocarpus sp. CCAP 1310/34, 2748 nucleotides long. The record is from the annotation of a GenBank genome assembly. Lineage: Eukaryota; Phaeophyceae; Ectocarpales; Ectocarpaceae.